CAGCCACCCCACAGACUCGCUAUGCUUGCCUUCCAUUAAUCACCCACCACCCAGUAGGACUAAUUACCCACUAGGAUCGUUUCACACACUGCAGUAUCUAAUUCAAGCGCCAUGGACUCCCCGCCUAGACCCCAAGCCGCUCGCGCGCGAUCAUCUACUAUCGUUGGUACAGGCUCUCUUCCACCCGGAAGCACACAACGCGGCCCUCCGACAAUUGACCUCUCCGCAUCCUCCUUCCGUAUAACCACCAAUCCCCAGCCAUCAGCUGCUGCCGAAGCACUCACAAAUCUCAAAGGCAGUGCCAAGCGGCCUCGGAUGAGAGACGCUAGCUCGGGGCAUAACCGCGUCUCGUCAUGGCCUAGCCCGCCGCAACCGGUCGUGACAGCUAUGCCUUCCGCCCCAGCUGUACCUACCCGAGCUACUCUGGAAGGCGGAAUCUUGGACCUGUCUUUGCUUGAGAAAGAGAGAGACAGCGCAACUCUGUUGCUAUAUACCUACCGACCACCGAUAUCCAAUGCUGCCAACAACAAUGCCGCCCACCCUUUUCCCUUACCCUCUACAUCAGCCUCGCCGACUGCACCAUCAUCUCAGGUCACUAUCAACUAUGCCGCUCUUCCCUGGGAUGUAAAGCCCGGGGACUAUCUUGAAAUCAGAAAGAUUGCUCGUCCCAAGACCUCUCGUUCUGUGGCGCCAAUGCGCAUACAAGGGCUGGAAGGAGAAACGCAGCAAAAGGUCAAAGGGUCGCCUGCCAUUGAGGGCGUCAAGCCUGGAAAGGGUAGGGAGGGGUAUGUCUUCAGACUAGGGGACGAUUCUCCCAAUACAAAUAUCCACCAAAUCCAGGUCCCAGACUCUGUCGCCUCCGCAUUCGGCUUCCAAAACAGAUUGGAGGUCGAAGUCCGCAGAGUGCACGACAAGGAAUCUGCCCACACCGAUUAUGUCGAACUCUACUUUUCCCAAUACCUUGGACGAGCCGAUAUGUGGCGUCUAGGUAUGUCAUUGGAGGGCACCACAUUGCAUGUAGGGGAGAAGGUAUCUUUGGCGGGAGGCGCUGUGCGCGCAGAGGUCAACUUUAUAAUACGCAGUGAGAGAGAUAAGGAUGGGACGAUGAUCAAGCCGAAAAAGUAUUCCAGUGGUAUCGUCACCGCAAAGACAAAGACCAUAUUUCGGAGUAAGAGUGCCCAAGUGUAUAUAUUUAUACAGCUCUGUGAGGAAACCUGGCAAUUCGAUGAAGACGGAGAGCGAUAUGUUGAAAAGGUAGUACAUGGCUACCUCCCCGAAUUGUUUGCCAGAUGGGCAGAAAAGGGCACAUCUCAUGUCGCCACAAUCAUCUUCUUUGCCCGUAUCUUUUACCGCGACGACGAGGUCGAGUACCUCCGCAAACAUGACAUGACGGACAUGCUGUGCCAAGAUCACUCUGGCCAAUGGUACAAAGACUUUUUCAAGGUCGCCGUCGAUCUCGAAAGGCGAAACGACUGGAUGAGUUCUCUGCCCGAGAUCAAGAGACAGCUGGAAAGGAGUGAGAGAGAAAUCUUGUUGGAUUACCACUUGGGGCUGUUGAGAGCCAAAGGGGUUGAAGAGGAGAUCAGGAUUGUCGGGAAAUGGAGUUUUGCUUAUCAAGGCAAUGUCCUUGAAGCCAUUAACCUCGCUCUCAACCCCUUCGACGAACAUUACGUCGACAGAGAUCUGUCCCGCACCGGUCUGUCUAUCACUGUCGUCACACCCGGUACUGGUCACUUUGCCGUCGACAAGAAUGUGCUCAGGUUAACAACCGAGCGUAUGGUGGAUCAUGGUAUCACCACUGAUUUCGUCUGUCUCACCAAGAUGCCGCUUCAUAGCGUGCCCCUGUUCAGCUAUAUCACACACAAGCCAAAGGGCCCGGUUUAUGAAGAUGGCUCGGGUCAAAGAAGGCUUAUAGCGCCUGAUUUGCUAUACUUCGAUGGUCAAACAGCCAUUGCAAAGGACACCGAGUUGUCUGACUGCUAUUCUUUACCUUCUUGGGUCAGCUGCUCCUUCUACGCAGUGACUCACGACAAACCGUUCCGGGAAGACCGCUUCGUCCCACGGUGCAAGAUGUAUGAUAUCCAGAUGCUCGGCAUACUCGACCACAACCUCACAACCGUCACUGUCCCACUCCUCAAUGUCGACGAUACCCCCAUGCCCCGACGGCCGCUCACCGCCGAGAAUAGAAAGACGAUCAGGGAUGGCUUUGAUCAAUCCAUUUUCAGUAAUAAUGUGGAGAUGCUGCCAAAAAUCGGACUCGGUACUUCGCCGAUAGGUUCAGCGGCAUCAGGGAGCGUUUCGGCGAGCUAUCAGUCGGCGAGGCUUCUGGCGGAGAAGGAGAAGGAGAAGUCGCGUUCACUGUCCAUGUCCAAAGACAGGACGAGCUCAAUGUCAAUGUCCAGACCAAAAGUGUUGGAGUUUCAGAACUCCAAAUUGUCUCCCAUCAAGGCCAUGGUCGAAAUGGAAGAUAUCGAGCUUGGGAAGAAGACGCCUGUCCGGGAACCGUCCCCUGCGCCGUCCUCGCUGAGUUUGCGCAGAGGUUCCAGGAGGUCACUUUCGCCCACCAAGCUGGCACAGAUCACCCGAGCGCCUCAGGAUCCCAAACAUCCUACAGUGCCGUCACUGUUACCAGAGAGUCGAGUCGGCUUCCCGACCACAGCGACCGGGUCGUUAUCUGCUUCUCCAGCCCCACCCCCCGCCGAGACAGGGAAAGACUCGUCUAUGUCCACUGCUCCUACGGCGACUUCUCCUCCUCAAGUCGACACGGCAGAGCGUCAAUCGUCCCCAUCCCGUCAUUCUAUUCGCUCCGUCACGACCGAUCAAUCUGGCGCAUCGACGCCCAAGCAAACGACGCCUGGCAAGAGCCUUAAAAACCAACCAAGCAAGGGCUUAUUGCCAAGGUGGAUAUACAACAGCUUGAGCUUCAAGCCCUUAGUGUCUACGUCGACGCUGAGCUCAGCUGAGCCAGCGACAGAGACUGCAACGAGGUCGGACGUUGUUGGUGGCAUGAACGGAAGAUCAAGCUCUCCUUCACCUUCCAUCGGUUCUUUGAGAGGGCGAGCUUCAAAGUUAACCAACCCUCAAGCCAUCGUGACUCCAAGUACACCCUCUCCUUCGCGCAUCGAGCGUUCAGAGUCUAGAUCCAUGAAACCUAGAGAGAUCAGAGACAGGGGAAAGGAAAACGGCCAGGAUCAAGGCACUCAGCCCCUGCCCAUUGCAGCCUCUAAAGCUCGAGUCCAAUCGCAGUCCGAAGAGGACGCCAUUUCUCGCUCGCUUCGCACGAAAUCACACGCUGCACUCUCCAGGUCCCACGAGGAUUCCUCCUUACGCGCAGCUCAAAGCAACGCCCUCGUUCAAUCAUCAAGGCACUUCACCAUCAACCCUUGCAAGCCUUCGGUGGAGACAAUCGAUCGAGUACGAGAUGCUGGUGGCCGUCGCUGGCGAUUUGUUCUUCCCAAGUUGACACAACAGCACAUCGUGCAAUGGCCCAGCCUCAUUGCUCCCGCAUGUCUACCUCUCACGACCGACUUCUUACCGGACCAAAAGCAGAGCGACGAGCUGUACACGACAGGAACGUAUACCGUACAGUGUUAUCUGGAGGAUGAUGCCUUUUUGAUCCGGUCGGAUGCCGCGGAAGCCAAUCUGCCUUUGGCUAUGAUGCGCGAAAUGGUUUCGCAGAGAUUGUCUCGUAGGUUUCCUCGUCGUCUUUGUGCAUGUCCCGCUCAUACCGCUGUAGAAAACUUCCAGGUCAUUGUACAACCCCAUGAGCUCUCUGAGCCGGAAACUCCCCGCCCGAUGCCAAUUCAUCUGGAGAAAGACGCCGAUAUCGGCGUUGAACUCUUAUCCGGCGGAGCGUCAGAAGUGCUUAAGAAUGGGCAAGGUGCAAUUUGGCUUUCAUGGGCAAACCACAUCCACAGGCUUCUAUUUCACCCGAAUAGACCAGAGAUCAUCGUACACUGGAUGACACGAAAGAUCAUGCACGAGACAAAGAGCGUGCCUUGGAAGGGGUUGGUGUGGCCCGCUGGGACGAACGGGUAUCAGAAAGCCUCUGCGACUUUUGCAUAUCCGGACGUCUCCAUGAAAAUCAACUACAACCACCUCGACCAUCUCAUCAAUGGGGAGCGUGCUGAUUUCGGACCUCUUCGAUACUGGCGAACGCGCUUCAUUUUGAUACCCUCGGACAGAGAGCCCGGUUCCUUCCCAGGUGUGAUGCCCAAGAACGAGUUCCUUGGUUCCAAUGACUUGCUGUGGCUCGGCUCACAGAAAGUCAUGGAGACGCUUUCUAGGUAUCUCUUGAAGUACCCUGAAGGACAGAUCCCGCAAAGGUCGAUGAAGAUUGUGACAACCACAUUCGAUCCAUCGACUUGCGUGUUGGAUGAGGAGCUGAUGAUGGAUCUCGCGCGACAGAUUCAUGAGGUGCCAAAGGGAAGCAGCAGAAGAAAGAUAGAGGGGAUGACAUUGGCGCAAGUCGCGGAGGCAAUGUGCAUGCCAGGCAAUGGUCUUGUCAUCAGGACGAGAUGGUGGGAAGCGCGACAACAUGUCUCUUCUUUCAACGGUUUCGAACUUCGAGAAUGGUUGCAGAACAAUUUCGAGGAUGUUACUAGCCGAGAGAAGGCUCAAGAGUGGGCCAUGGAGUUGACCAACAAGGGUUUGAUUGAGCACGUCACCAAAUCUCACGGCUUUUUGGACUACUGGCACGUGUACUACCGCCUUCGCGAGCCGUACGAUCAAAUGUACAAGCCGCCUACCAAGCAAGAGAAAGAAAGCAAAAAUAAGUCUUGGUUCUCUUCCAGCUCCAAAGGAUCUCGCCGUCAACCCCCUUCUGCUACCAGCACUCCUACGGCGGGUAAAGGCAAUGUUGCUGCUUCAGCGAUUGCUGAGCCUGCGGCCGCUAUGGCAGAUAGCAGCGCUUCAACCUCGACACAACCUAGUGCCACUGGAGAUAGUAACAACACUGCCGGCGACUCUGAACACGACCAGUCCUCGCUCGCCAAGAUCUACCUCCAGACCCACGAAGACGAAGGAAAGAAGGGUGGUAAAAAGAGAAAGAUCGUCAUGACUCAGACAAGGGUACUGGACCUGGACCCCAACAGGAAAAGUGACCGAGCAGAGGUUGCUAUUCUGCAUGCGGACGUUGUGCACAACGCCAAGAAUGCGUUCCACUUUGAGUUGAACUGGCUGGGUGUCACCGCCGCCCUUCUGGACGAGCUUCGCCAGAAACUCUCUGCGCAAGCCGAUCGUUACGGGCUCCGCUUCGUUGAAACACCUGUGGAGCAGAUCGCCGAUAUCUCCAAAAAGUGUGCUUUCCGCACCGCUAUCCCUAUCAAGCUUGCGCUCGCCCCUCCUGUCAUCCCCGACCUGCAUACUCGCCUCGUGGCGGUAGCACACGGUACAGGCCAAGCAGAGAAUUACUUCGAGUACUCUAUUCUGACCCGCAAGUUUGGCUUUGUGCUUGACGUGGAGGCGGCAGAUAGGUACCCCGACAACGUGGAAGUGGUCUAUGCCUACAGAAAAGGCGGUGUCAAGAAGUACACCUACUCCCAGUUCUGUCACAAAACAGGCCUCGCGCUGGUGCAGUGUGUGGGCGGUGAGGAAGGAUUCUUAUGGAGCGACAAUAGGCUGGUAGUGUCAGCGCCUACAAGGAGGGGUGUCGGAAACAGAGUGGAGGAGGCAAGGUCGUUGAGGAGAGAACUGGAACAGUUCUGUUCGGAUAAGGAGCAGUUGGCGAAGUUUUACAAGGAAGUCACCCCACCUGUGCUCACGACAGGGGAGAACACUCCUGUACAGUCACCGGGUGAACAGUCUGCACCACGAGAGGAAAGACCUGCUCAAAAAGUUGCUGCCGAAGUGCAGUCGGUCACUGAAGAGAAGGCCGAUUAUUCUUAGAUACAUACUUUGCUCUUCAUGUUGUUGUAUAUCUUCUAGAGUCUCCGUAAAGU
Molecule: messenger RNA, 5939 nt
Organism: Cryptococcus amylolentus CBS 6039
Lineage: Eukaryota; Fungi; Basidiomycota; Tremellomycetes; Tremellales; Cryptococcaceae
Product: vacuolar membrane-associated protein IML1
Exons: 8
Coding region: 112-5886 (1924 amino acids)
Biological process (GO): negative regulation of TORC1 signaling; intracellular signal transduction; positive regulation of autophagy
Cellular component (GO): GATOR1 complex
Molecular function (GO): GTPase activator activity
Source: RefSeq, a predicted model, not a curated record